CCUCCUUUAGUCAAGAUGUCCAUCAACCCGAUGCUGUACGAGACCCAGUUUUUGGGGUUCACACCCCAGACCUGCAUGCUCAGGAUCUACAUCGCCUUCCAGGACUACCUGUUUGAGGUGAUGGUGGCUGUAGAGAAAAUCAUCCUGAAGAAGGCUGCCAGCCUCCCUGAUGGCGGUGGCCGCAGCGGCAUGAGUGCUGUCCAGAUACGUGGCAGCACCGAGGCUUUCUUGCGCUUCAUGAGAGAACGCUUUGAUCGCCUCUUUGUCAAGAUGGAGCAGGUGUUGUUGCAGCUGGUGCUGAAUAUCCCCCCAAAUGUCCUUCUGCCUGAAGAUAGGUGCCACGAGAAGUACCCCCAGAGCAAGGAAGAGCUGCGCCUUCUCCAGCAGGAAAUAGGGCAGCUGCAGGACCAGUACAAGGCGGAAGUCGGGGCCAAGCAGGCCCUUCUGGCAGAACUCGAGGUCCAGAAGGCAGUUCAGGCCCAGCUGAAAAAGACGCUGCGCUGGUUUGAUGGGCUCGGAGAUGCCCACGGUCUCGUCGGCCUUGGGGAGAUGACGGCCUUCCUCAUCCAGCACUCGGGAAGGCUGCGCAGCCUCACAGAGGACAUCACCGAUAAAAGCAAAAGGGUGAAAACGCAGUAA
Messenger RNA from Gracilinanus agilis (Agile Gracile Mouse Opossum), 639 nucleotides. RefSeq names its product MIS12 kinetochore complex component (gene MIS12). The coding region runs from base 16 to 639 and encodes 207 amino acids. The record is from RefSeq and is a predicted model, not a curated record. Lineage: Eukaryota; Metazoa; Chordata; Mammalia; Didelphimorphia; Didelphidae. Gene Ontology annotation, cellular component: chromosome, centromeric region; nucleus. Gene Ontology annotation, biological process: protein localization to kinetochore; mitotic sister chromatid segregation; mitotic cell cycle. The transcript has a single exon.